UACCUUGGGACUCCGGUUAUCCUCAACGUCUACGAUCUCACCCCGCUAAAUGAUUACUUAUACUGGUGCAGUCUUGGCAUUUUUCAUUCGGGGAUCGAAGUUCAUGGCUCAGAGUAUGGGUUUGGGGCUCAUGAUAUUCCUACAAGUGGUGUAUUUAAGUUUGAACCCCGCAACUGCCCUGAUUUUGUGUACAGAUGCUCCAUUCUUUUAGGCUUUACUAACAUGCCUCCCUCUGCGUUUCGGACAUUCCUGGAAUCCAUGGUUUCAGAAUAUUAUGGAGAUACUUAUCACCUAAUCUCCAAAAACUGCAACCACUUUACAGAAGAUAUAUGUUUUAGGUUAACUGGGAAGCAUAUUCCAGGAUGGAUCAACCGGCUUGCUCGAAUAGGUUUUAUGUGUAAUUGUCUUCUGCCAGAAAGUCUCCGUUUGCCAACAGUAAAACAGAUACCUGAAUACCACGUCUUUUCAGACAGUUCAGAGUCCAUUGCAUUCAAUAGCUCACGCGAGCUACUGAACAGUGAUGAUGCUGAUGAAGAUGAGCAUCUUCUUUCAAAAUCGCAAAGAGUUGAAGUUGCAGUUGUAAGAGAAGCUCAUAGACGCAGCAGCAGGCGAUGAGGGAGAAUAAGUUUUUCUCCCAAACCUGCAUACUUUGUUCACCAUCAAUCCAUUCCAGAAGUUGAAGAAUAGUAGGUUUAAGCAGUAAGCUAUUAGAGCCAAGAAUUAAAUCCGUGAUAAUAUUAAAAGAGUAUGAACAUUCAAAAAAUAAAUGUGCAGCACUUUCAAAGUGAUUGUGGCAUAAGCUGCAAGCUAAAGGAACAUAAAUGUUCCAU
This is a messenger RNA of Dendrobium catenatum, 830 nucleotides long. RefSeq names its product deSI-like protein At4g17486. Gene Ontology annotation, biological process: protein deubiquitination. Gene Ontology annotation, molecular function: deubiquitinase activity. NCBI's taxonomy places the organism in Eukaryota, Viridiplantae, Streptophyta, Magnoliopsida, Asparagales, Orchidaceae. The annotation marks the transcript as partial. The transcript has 5 exons. The record is from RefSeq and is a predicted model, not a curated record.